GCCGGGGCCCGAGCAUGGGACGGCGUGCCUGAGGGGACAGAGAGGGAGCGCGCGGCCUGGGACCCCGACAGGGACGGCGAGGAAGGGGACGUGACGGCAAGGAGGAUGCAACUGACUCGCUGCUGCUUCGUGUUCCUGGUGCAGGGCAGCCUCUACCUGGUCGUCUGUGGCCAGGGUGACAGUCCCCAUGGCUCCGAGGAGGCUGAGCACGAUGACCACGAGAGCCAGCCUCGGCCCCGUGUCCCUCGGAAGCGGGGCCACAUCUCACCAAAGUCCCGCCCCUUGGCUAACACUGCCCUGCUAGGGUUGCUGGCUCCACCUGGCUCUGAAGCUUGGGGUGUCCUCGGGCAGCCCCCUAACCGCCCGAACCACAGUCCCCCACCCUCGGCCAAGGUGAAGAAAAUAUUUGGCUGGGGGGACUUUUACUCCAACAUCAAGACGGUGGCCCUGAACCUGCUGGUCACGGGGAAGAUUGUGGACCACGGCAACGGGACCUUCAGCGUCCACUUCCGCCACAACGCCACAGGCCAGGGCAACAUCUCCAUCAGCCUCGUGCCACCCAGCAAGGCCGUCGAGUUCCACCAGGAACAGCAGAUCUACAUCGAAGCCAAGGCCUCCAAAAUCUUCAACUGCCGCAUGGAGUGGGAGAAGGUGGAGCGGGGCCGCCGGACCUCGCUCUGCACCCACGACCCAGCCAAGACCUGCUCCCGCGACCAUUCUCAGAGCUCGGCCACCUGGAGCUGCUCGCAGCCCUUCAAGGUGGUGUGUGUCUACAUCGCCUUCUACAGCACGGACUAUCGGCUGGUCCAGAAGGUGUGCCCAGACUACAACCACCACAGCGACACCCCCUACUACCCUUCUGGCUGACCUGGGCAGGCCGCAGAGGCCAGGCCAGGGCUAGGAGGACGGGCGGCCAGGGUGGACGCCAACUGCCCGACACCCGGCAGGGAGGGGGACAGAAGGGCCCCAGGCAGGGAGGGGAGAAGAGAUGCAGAGAUGUGGGGUGGGCCGAGCCCCAGUGGCAGGGCUGCGCCCCAGGCUGGCCUCAGCCCGAGGCUGUGUGGCUGCUAGAAGGUGGAGCCCGGGGGAGGACAGCACUCCUGCAGCCUUGCGCGCUUUGCUGAUGCCAGUCCCAGGCCCCUGGGCAGGCAGACAGUGGUGGCUCCAGGUGGAGUCAUGGAGGAGACCCUAAACCCUUGGCGCCCUCCUUUCCCUCCUGAGUGAGGACAACAGCAGCAGAGGGGGUUUCAGGAGUCAGCAAGGGUGCAUGGCUGAGCCAGGGCAUCCUGGGAGACCAUAGUGGGCAGCCCUGAGCCGCGUCCCUGCCCCAAGCCCUGCAUGAGGCCAAAGUGGUGAUCCUUGAGGUCUUUACUGUUGUGACAAAAAGUCCAUCGGUCUCCAGCCAGGCCACCCCUUUCCACAGUCCCCACCCCCCAACCCCCGCCAGCACUCCAUACUGUUGUCGCUACCACACCUGUCCUUAGACCAAGACAGGACCAUGCCGGUCCUCCUGGCACCUGCCCUUGGUAGAUGCCCACCCAGGUGUCAAUGUGUCCUGCCGCCACACCCCCUGCUGAGAAUGGUCCCUCCACAGUCAGCCUGCCUGUCAGAUGGGACCCUCACUCCCAUCUGUUGGCCACCAGCACUGGCCGUGAGGACGCUGGGCCUGCU
This is a messenger RNA of Octodon degus (degu), 1671 nucleotides long. It is a transcript of the gene Nxph3, whose product is annotated as neurexophilin 3. Gene Ontology annotation, molecular function: signaling receptor binding. Lineage: Eukaryota; Metazoa; Chordata; Mammalia; Rodentia; Octodontidae. Bases 106 to 867 code for a protein of 253 amino acids. The transcript has 2 exons. The record is from RefSeq and is a predicted model, not a curated record.